AGAACUCGACACCUUACAUCUAUGAGUCAGGGCCCCAGCGGCCGCUCGCCGUCCAAAAUGUAGUUCCAGACACAGCUUUGUCUGUUACAUAUGCAAUGAACGGCAAUAUUUCCGGCCUAAGGGAAUUGUUUUCUCAAGGGCUUGCGCAACCCGGCGACAUGAGCGCAACCCGAGGGUUUAGCUUGUGGGCGCUCUAUGGUGGACUGAACCAGUAUGCAACAGUGCAAUACUUGUUGCAAGAAGGGGCACCAGUCGACGACGAAUCGUAUGACCACGUGAAUGACUUUAUACACCGCAAAAGAUGCAAAUCGGAAGAGGAAGUAGCUCUAAAACCCAUCUGGAGUAAAGGAACUCGAGACUGGUUUGAUGUCCAAAACUUUCCACAGAUCCACAGGAUCUUGUUGGCAGGAGGUCCAGAUUUCAGGAUCUCACUGGUCAACGAGCUCAAGAGCAACCCGAACGCCGUCUUCGAAAAGGACGCGAAGGGGCGUACGGUUUUAGACUGGGCCACAGCCAGGGCGCAGCUGGAUGUUAUGAGGCUCCUCAUUGGUAGCUCAAACGUAGACUCCAUGGAUCGCAGUGGUCGCACCACAGUCUUGCACGCAGUUGACAGCCACAACCACGCAGCUCUUGAAAUGGUCUUGAAAGCCGGCGCGAAUCCCAACCCUAAAAUUCCGGAGGGCUGGCAUCGCAGUAGCCCGCUGACGUCGGCCAGCUUUGGCGGUUUGACAGAGAUGGUCGACUUACUCCUAGAACAUGGCGCCACAAUCAACACACGCAAUCCGGAAGGUCGGGCGGCACUGCAUACGGCGAUAAUCCGCAACAAGCACGAGAUUCUACGUAUUUUCGUUGAAAAGUGCGAUGGUGAUUGCUUGAGGGAGCUCGAGCUGCUUCCUGUCAUCGCCCAACAUGCGGACGAACAAACCAAGGCGAUCCUCAAGUCGUCCGGCCAGUUUCCGGAAAUUUUUGAUUUUGAUUACGAUGGUAGUUGGGAAAUAGUGUAACUGCGCAAGACUACGGCAGGACAUGCGUCGAACCACAUAAGAUA
Molecule: messenger RNA, 1048 nt
Organism: Colletotrichum godetiae
Lineage: Eukaryota; Fungi; Ascomycota; Sordariomycetes; Glomerellales; Glomerellaceae
Product: ankyrin repeat-containing domain protein
Exons: 3
Coding region: 96-1004 (302 amino acids)
Biological process (GO): regulation of barbed-end actin filament capping
Cellular component (GO): cytoplasm; nucleus
Molecular function (GO): protein binding
Source: RefSeq, a predicted model, not a curated record